AUGGCUGCGAGUGGGCAGGCCUCGGAGGCUGUCCCGGGAGGCUUCGUGCUCACGGAGUCUCAGAUGGGGUGGAUCUAUUUUUCAAGGGGUUUGCCUCUCCUCACUUCAGACCAAAAGAACCAGGUCGCUAAGGCCAAGGCGCGACAUGAGAACUUUGCUCCUGGUAUGGCCAAGACAUCUAGGUCUCAGAAGAGAAAGGCCGCCCCAACGGUUGGGGAGAUGUUGAGGGUCGAGCCUUGGACGAACACCACCGUUCGAAGGAAGCAGUUUGCUCCUCGCGAGGAGGGCCCCUCCGUCCCAGUUUCUAUUGCUGCGGCUCCAGCUGCAGCUUCAAUUUCUAUUGUUGCAGCUCCGGCUAUAGUGCCUGUCGCAGCUCAGGCUGCUGCCAUCGAUGUCCCAGUACCGACCCCCCCAUAUGUCGCUGCUCCCCCUACUGCAGAGGCUCCUCUCACAGCCCCCGAGCCUUGCAUUGUCGUCCCUUCUUUAUCUAAGUGGGAGGAGGUUGUUUGA
This is a messenger RNA of Magnolia sinica, 510 nucleotides long. RefSeq lists its product as uncharacterized. Lineage: Eukaryota; Viridiplantae; Streptophyta; Magnoliopsida; Magnoliales; Magnoliaceae. Bases 1 to 510 code for a protein of 169 amino acids. The transcript is spliced from 3 exons. The record is from RefSeq and is a predicted model, not a curated record.